This is a messenger RNA of Plasmodium vivax (malaria parasite P. vivax), 3221 nucleotides long. RefSeq names its product phenylalanyl-tRNA synthetase beta chain, putative. The transcript has 3 exons. Lineage: Eukaryota; Apicomplexa; Aconoidasida; Haemosporida; Plasmodiidae. The record is from RefSeq and is a predicted model, not a curated record. Bases 1368 to 3221 code for a protein of 617 amino acids. Gene Ontology annotation, molecular function: ATP binding; RNA binding; phenylalanine-tRNA ligase activity. Gene Ontology annotation, cellular component: cytoplasm; phenylalanine-tRNA ligase complex. Gene Ontology annotation, biological process: phenylalanyl-tRNA aminoacylation.
GGCUGUCAGACGAUCUGCGUGGAACUGUUUUACGUUACUUGUACCUUUUGUGUAGCUUUGGACGAGGGGGAACUGAUUUGCACGUUUGUUGUUCGUGUGGGGGGGCUUCCCGGAGGAUGGUUUGGAUAACUACCUACGCAAAGUGUGGAAAAGUACCCUCAUAGUAGAGGUAAUUAAGUAUUCGCGCAGGUACGUUCGUCCCACUACUCCGGAAAGGUAAUUUUUUUUUUUUUCCCCCAUGGGUGAAGAGUCCCCCCGAUGGUACUGCAAAAAAGGGGACAUUCUGUCACAGUAAAGGUGUAAGUUAGGAAGGCAUAAAGGAAAGGGUUUUUUCGGGAAAGCCAUACUCUAAGGAACAUAUACAGUACAUAGUCAUACUCGCAUUUGCGUGGUGAGCGAAUAUUGGCCAACCAUCUGUAGUAGGUAAAUAUGCGCCACCAGGUGCUCGCUUGCACCAAGCUGUUGACUAGUAUGUUCAUACUUUUUGCCAAAAUGGGGGGAGAAAAAUGCAACAAAAAAAGGAGAAAGAAAAAAGGGGAAGCUGACAGUGCAAAAAGAAAAAAAAAUGAUCAAUUUGUGAAUUUUGCAAUGUAAGAGUUAACCCUGUGAUGAGAAGAAAAAAAAAAUAAAUAAAUAAAACAUCUGAAGGAAGCCCCUAAAGGAGAAAGAUCAGUCCCAGAAUAAGUGACGAGCUUACAAUUCUGUACAUUGCGAAAAUGUGAAGGGGUGGAGGCAGUCCGAAAAAAGGCAACUCAUUUUUCUAAACCGCUUAGCGAGUUAUCCACCCAGAGUAGAAUGCGGUGGAGAGAUAAACAGAGGAUCCUCCAAUUUGGCUCACAAGAGACCCUACCCCUUCCGCUUCUCAAAUAGGGGGAAGAAUACCCCACGUGGUUAGCGACUACGAAGGUGAAGCAGCGCAUUAGUGAGCGAUCGUAUGUACUUACAGAUGCGCUUUGUAUGGCCUUCUUUUCUUUACCGGGCGUGGUGAAAAAGUAGUGGAAAUCCAACGGCAGUUGGCACCAAAGCAGAGGAACAUUGGAAGCACAUCUUAAUCGCUCGCAUUUGGAGAAACGGCUCAUCUUUUCAAUUUUUCGAAAGGGUGUUCAUCAGUAGGGAGGACAACCCCUACAAAAGAGGAGCGCCAUAAGAGCUUAUUCACGUGGGGCAGUGGACGGAGAGUUAUGCCAUUUGGGGAAGCAACAUUGCUCGUGCGUCAACGUCGAUUCACACGGUAAGGGGAUACAUCUACCCUGUUUAAGGGGUGAAAAAGGCACAAAUAUUUGUGAUUAUAGAGGACCCCCAAGUAGGGUAACCACAUAGAAGUAGCUGCCACACGUAGGAUCUUAUCAAACCUGUGGAGAGACAACAUGCCGACGAUUUCCGUGCACGAAGAGGACCUCAUAGAAAAGCUGGGGGAAAAAAUCGAAGAGGAAAAACUGAACGAUAUUUGCUUCGAAUUUGGGAUAGAAAUUGACGACGUAGAAUACAAAGGGGAAAAAAAGAUUUACAAAAUUGAAGUGCCGGCAAACAGGUACGACUUGGUAUGUGUGGAGGGGCUAUGUCGAGCGCUGAAAAGUUUUAUAGGGAAAUAUGAAAAUGUUAGUUAUGCCCUGUUAACGAAUAGUGAAGAGGCGUGUGUUAAGGAAAAGCACUUCAUGCGAGUGGACGAAUCGGUGGACGAACGGAGAAGCUACGUCGUUUCGGCCGUUUUGAAAAAUGUAAAAAUGAAUGAAAAUGUAUACAAUAAUAUUAUAGAGCUGCAGGAAAAGUUGCAUCAUAAUUUGGGGAAAAAAAGAAUCCUGCUGGCGAUAGGAAUUCACGAUUAUGAUAAGAUAAACUUCCCUGUGGCGUACAAAUUUGAAGAGAAGGAAAAAAUAAAUUUCAUUCCCCUAAACGAAACGCAAAAUGUGAAUGGAAAUAAUUUUAUAAAUUUUUAUCAAGACAAUAUAAAUUUAAAAUCGUAUUUAAAAAUUAUUAGCGAUUUUGAGAAAUUCCCAGUCAUCGUCGAUGCAGGCGGUCAGAUAUUAUCGCUCCCCCCGAUUAUCAAUUGUGAUUAUACCAAAAUUACCUACGACACGAGGAAUUUAUUUAUUGAAUGUACAGCGAUUGAUAGGAACAAAGCCGAAAUAGCUGUCAACAUUAUAUGUUCUAUGCUGUCAGAAUACUGCACUCCGAAGUACUCCAUUCACUCCUUCUUCGUCCAGUAUGAUAAAAACCAUAAGGCGGAAAAGGGGAAUGGCUAUUUGUACCCAGUUUUUAAGAACAAAACUUUGACGUGCCAUAUGGACUACGUGAGGAAACUGUCCGGCAUUUUAAACCUUUCUGUGAAGGACGUCGAACCGUUGCUAAAAAAAAUGAUGAUAACGUCGAAGGUUAUUGAUAGCAGUACAUUCACCGUGGAUGUUCCCUUCUACCGAUCGGACAUAAUGCACUUCUGUGAUAUUGUCGAGGAUAUAGCCAUCGCGUACGGGUAUGGAAAUAUCGUAUCUGAAAAAAUUGAAAUUGCAAAAAAAAAUUCGCUAAGUGCAUGCACGGAGUUGUUCAGGAAUGUUUUAGCGGAGUGUACCUACACAGAGGUGAUGACAAAUGCGCUGCUAUCGAAGAGGGAAAACUACGACUGCAUGUUGAGGAAGCAUAGAAGCUAUGACGAUAGGAAGAUUAACCUGGAUGAGUACAACCCCUUGGCGCCCCCAGUCCAAAUAAUGAACUCCAAAACGUCAGAGUACGAAAUUGUUAGGACAUCUCUCAUUGUGAAUAUGUUAAAAUUCGUGUCCGCCAAUAAGCACAGGGAACUCCCCCUGCGCUUCUUUGAAAUUGGUGACGUUUCGUAUACCACGUAUGACAGAACGGAUACCAACGCUGUGAAUAAGAGGUACUUGUCUGUUAUCUUUGCCGAUAAGUUCACGGCGGGGUUGGAGGAGGCGCACGGCAUGCUAGAAACCGUUUUGAAGGAGUUCCAGCUUUUCAGUGAUUACAAAAUUGAGGAGAAGAGCAAGGAGAAUGUGGCCAUUCGGUCGGACGUGUUCUACAAGUUGGUGCCCAAGGAGGACCCCUCCUUCCUGAACGAGCGAGUAGUUGACAUCGUCUUGUGCCCGCACAACUUGAAGUUUGGCAUUAUGGGCAUAAUUCACCCGAAGGUUUUGGAAAAUUUCUCCAUCGACAUUCCAGUGUCCGUCAUAGAGAUAAACAUCGAAACUAUAAUGGACGUCCUGAUGAUGUGA